UUAGAAAAUUAAAUUAAAUACGUUAUCAUUUGAUACUGUGCGAAAUACUGCGCGAGAAAACUGUUCCAAAGUAUGACUGUUGCUUGUUGUUGAAUUAUUUCAAAGUGUGUUCAAGAUUGUCAAUAUGCAACGGGUUCUUAGCUUUCAAAUGGCUCGUGGACUAAGCGAGUCCAGCGAGUUUGUGACUAAACGUAUGUGUUUUUCCUUGAUAUUUUGUGUCGGCUUCCUUUCUUUAUUGUGUGGAUUUUUACUCGGCCGCUUUGAAACGCAAAGGGCUAUAGAGAUUCGUGCAGAAAAGAAACGUCUUGAAUUAGCAGGAAAUGGUUUGGAGAAUACCGAGUAUCUCCAACGUUUGGUGCUCGAGCAAUUAGAAAGAGCGCCUCUUGAUCCUGAUUUCGAAGUGAAAUGGGACACUUUAAAUUUAAAAGAAGAUGAUAUACGUCAAGUAAAAACUAUUCUAUCGAAUUUAUCACUUAUUGAAAAAGUUGUCGAACACCGAUCGUAUAUCGUGGCAACCACACGAGGGUUUAGAGAAUUCGAUAGGUACGUAGUUUUAUCGGCCAGCGGCGAAGGUGUCGGUGUCGCUUUAGAAUUGGCAAAAAUUUUCAAUCAAAUCCAAGAAGAAUACAGGUGGAAACCUCGUAGAUCUCUUAUCUUUUGUUUAUUUUCGGGAUCCUCAAAUCCUUGUCCAGAAAUAUUAUCCAAUUUUAUAUCUCACAAAGUUGUAGCUUAUAUUGUAGUACAUCAUCAAGCUUUACAAGGUAAAGGUCACUUUAUUGUAUCUGGAUCAGACAUAGUACAAUCUAUGGUUUUAGAAUCUGCUAGUACUAUAAAAAAUUGGUUUUCUUAUAACAAUCAGUUAUUAUCUUUGAACAAUACAUUUUAUAAUCUUACAACUUCCCGGCUACCUUUAGACAUACCUCAUGCAGUAUUGUCUUUUAUGAAUAAUAAUAUUUCAUAUAAUGAGAAUCAUCAUGAAAGAGAAUUACGUAAAAUAAUUUUAGCACAAAUACUUGGUCAAACUAUUUGGAGAUUUUCUGAAUGUUUAAUAAUAAAAUGGUAUCCAAAAUAUUUCAAUGAAACUGCCUUUAAAGUAUUAGAAUCUAUAAACAGUACUGAAUUGCUGGAAGUUAAAGGAAAAUUACAAGAAAUCUUGGGUAAAUUAUUAAUUAAAAUUAAUACUUCAAAUGAGAAAAUUGAUACAAUUGACAACAUCAAUACUCUUGAUACAAGAAUACUGAAUGAUUUCCAGAUGAAUUUGGAUAGAAUUCUUCUUUGUCCUGACAAGGAACAACAGUCUAAAACUGACUGGAUAGAGCUUUUUAGAUUAACACGCAAGCCUUUUAAUAUAAUUUUAAAGCGCAUUAAUGAGAUGGUAAAGUGCUAUGAUAAUGCUAUACAACUCUUACAAGAUCGAUAGAGGAAAUAUAAAAAGUACAAAAGCUUAGAU
Molecule: messenger RNA, 1450 nt
Organism: Eufriesea mexicana
Lineage: Eukaryota; Metazoa; Arthropoda; Insecta; Hymenoptera; Apidae
Exons: 7
Coding region: 125-1420 (431 amino acids)
Molecular function (GO): carboxypeptidase activity
Source: RefSeq, a predicted model, not a curated record